This is a messenger RNA of Spirodela intermedia, 3810 nucleotides long. The record is from the annotation of a GenBank genome assembly. NCBI's taxonomy places the organism in Eukaryota, Viridiplantae, Streptophyta, Magnoliopsida, Alismatales, Araceae.
AUGGUGGGGGGGACAACUGAGAGCGAUGGUGAUGACGGACGAGAGACGCCGUCGUGGAGAUCCAGUUGGACGCUCUCCCGUGGUUCUCUCCGGGAUACGAUCUGCGUAGAGACCUCCGAGUCGAUCUUAGAAGAUGCUGGAGUCGUCGACGGGGACGGCGCCGUCUGUGUCUCCGGAGGCCAGCUUCUGACAAGGCCGGUUGGUCGGGAGUCCGAUCCGUGCGAAAUCACCGGUAGGUGCGCUUGUACAUCAUGAUCACCUCCGGAGUUCUUGAUCUCGCUACUUUUUCCUCUUCUACUCUCCUGUUAAUGCCUUUCCCUGAGAGAGAGCUCGGCGGAGUUAGGGUAUACCGAACGUUAUCGCGAUCGAUAACAGCCGAGUACUGAAGGGGUUGGGAUUUCUUCUUGAAUCUGCUGUUGCUAUUUCUGCUGAUGUCUCCCAACCCCCCGCACCAUCAUCACCUCUUUUUCUGCUCAUCAAUUAGUCAUGCUAGGGAUUUUCUUAUUCAACUGGCAGCUGAGAUCCACCUUAGUCCUUCGAACAAUUCUCAUUUUCUUGAUCCUUAUUUUGGCGGUAUUGCCUAUUCUUCCCGUCACUUCUGGGAAAUUCAGGGUUCUCUGCCACCUAUCCAUUAUACUUCGUCCAUCUUUCGAAGAUGAAGUAAGAAUCUGCCUUCUCCUAGCAUUAGGCUUCGCGUAUAUGCUACUUUCAAUAGUAUAAAGCAAUGAAGCCUGGGAUCUGUAUUGUUAUUUUAUGAUCAUCGGUGCAUAUAGUUCAUAAACCGUGAAAUCCUUUUUUUCCAUAAAGGUGCAUACACAACAUAAACGGAUCUAAAGACAUUUCAGGUAUACCCUUUAUGCGUGAUGAACAACUUCCUCUGGCCAAGACAGAUAGUAAAAGGGCAAUAUAGUGCUAGAAUUUUUUCUGGCUUUAACCUCAUUGAAUUAGGUGUUCUUAUGACUGUAGCAGUUAGGAUCUUCCCAUUAACCAUCUUAUUCAAUCACCACCAUCACAAUAUCCCAGCACCAUUUGCAAUGGAGCUGCUUUCCUUCUAGGGGGGUUGUGUUGUUGUUGGUGUUUAAUGGUACAGAAAUAAUCUACACUUCACUAUUAGUCUCCACGGUAAGAUUUGCUUUAGAUUUGUUUUAGAUUUAUUUUGAGCAGAUUUUCAAUGCAGAAGUAACCACUAAUAUGUGGUCUUGCAUGGAUCCUACUUGGCAAGCUUGAUUCCCCCUAGCAGACUACCUACUACUUGUAUUCUGCAGUCUGUUUCAGGGAGAGACAUGAAAUUCACAGGGUCUAUGUACGGAGCACGGCCCGAGUGUUUGAAAUAUAUUACGGUUUGGAAGAGCAGGACGGAGACAAUGAAUACUUAUGUACAGUGCGAUGUGGACCCACUGAAAAGGAGGUACUUCUACCCAGAUUUGACGGUGAGGAAGAACAUCUGAAGGACUCUAAUGCAUCUAUCGAAGCUCCUGGGAAGACAACUAAAGGUGAAAAUAACACAAGCAGUGAAGAAGAUGGAUGGGUCGAAGUCAAAGUUCCCGAGUCUCCUCUGCUUGGCACUGGGAGUGACCCUUUCUCUGACAAUAAAGAUGGGACUGUCAAGGCAAACGGUCAGGUAAUUUAAACUUCUUCCCUGAAUUGUCAAUUCAAAUAUUUCUUGCGCUUUAAGAAUAUGAUCUGAUUGGCAACGAACGGCUGCAGAUUUAUUUUGAGGCAACUGCAGAAAUUUCAGAUGCAAGUCCUUGCAUGUCCCUGAAAAUCCGUCUGUUGUCUCUCCAAGCCAAAGAAUGGAUUCACAUAGAGGAAGUUUAUAUCUAUGCAGACCCAGUCGAAUCUACAGAUUCAAGGCCUCCAUUGAGCAAGGGAGAAGACAUGGCUGGGAAUUCUCUCUUGGCCAUGCUUGUUCCUGGUAUUCUGCAACUGUCAAAGCCAGGGAGCAGUAGAGUGCACGAUACUGCUGCUUCUUUCAGCUCUGCUGUGCAGAAACAUGGAAAUAAUGGAACAAAAGGAAUUGAGGAAAUGAAACCUGAAACGGCAAAAUCAGGAUUGCAGAAAAUAUGCUCCACUUUGGAAGGGCAAGAGCACAAGCCAACUUUGGUGCCAAUUGAAUCCAGUGAAAUAAUCACACGGUUGACAACUGAGAAUUCAGGUCUCCGACAUGUACCUGGAUCUUCUCCUGAAAAAGAUAAUGGAAUUUCUUGUCUUGAAAAAAAAUUGGAUGAGAUUGUUUCGAGAAUGGGAAGAAUGGAAGAUUACCUUUCGAGAUUUGAAGAGAACAUCCUGAAGCCUCUCAGUUGCAUCGAUACAAGGCUUCAGCAAGUGGAACGGCAAUUAGAUGCACUUUCCUCGAGGGGAGGGUCUUCCAGACCAUUGGAUUGCUCCAGGAUUUCAGCACCAGAGUUUCAAAUUGAUGAAUGUGAUUCUGACGGAGGCUUUGGUCUUCCAGAUUUAUCCAAUGAAGAUGCCACCGUCAGCAGCCUCAAUCCGACCAAGGAAGGUGAAACUGUUAACACCCCGGAGGUGGUCAAAGAAUACGUCACUGUCGAUGAUCAACAUGUAGGCGAAAAGCUGCCAAAUGGUAAUCCGGUGUUGGCAGCUGCUGGUGGGGAAGGAUUUCCCUCUGCUUCGAUAUGUCCAGGUUUGCUCAUAAAAGCACCAGAUUUUCCUAACGAAGAAGAUGAACAUGUUAGCAGCAGUGACAUUUCUGGAUCAGCUGUGAUUGCUUUUACUAAAGUCAGAGCACCCUUCUCAAUUGAUGACGCAUUAACUUCAGCGCUUGAGGCAUUCAUGCUGUCAGGAUCCACCAACUCUCCCAAAAAUAAGAUCGAUUCAGACCUUACGUCCCAAGCUUCAGAUGAGGCCGAUCAUAACCCUAGUCUGGAUGGAAAUUUUUCAACGGGCAUUGGAGGCCAAAUUAAAGACACAAUCGUCAAUGAAACCAACGGAGUGCAUAGUGUCGAUUUGGUAUCAGCCCAACGAGGUAAAGGGCAAGAGGCAAGUCACCUCCAGCAGUGGUCCCGGGGCAUUUCUGGAGGUUUGGUCUCUGAAGAAGACGUAUCUAACGACCAGUUUUUGGCGGAUGAUGUUGAGAGGGAGAGUGGAAAUGGAUGGGGUGACGAUGUUAGAAACAGAGAGGAUGCUCUAGCAGAAUUCCCCUGUCCAACCAGAGGCUGGAAGAAGUGGGAUGGCAGUGGUAGCUCAGACUCGACCAUUGAUGCAAAUGAAACUGAAAACCUUUCCAACAUGGAUUUGUCGGGUGAAAACAGCAUGGAUUUAGCAAACCAGCUCCACACCCUCCAUAAUCAAUUUAACGUGCACGAGGAUGAUUAUGAAUUAGGAAUCGAGAGACUGAAGGGAGCAGGGGUCUGCGAUGAUCCCAACUCUGUCUCCGGUGAUAGACCCAUGGAACAUACCCAGGACCAGUCAAAGGAGGUGACCCAGCAGAUUUUGAACGCUUUUCUGGGUAGUGUAUUUAAGGUGGAUAGUCAACAAGUGUCACACACUUCUCAGGAGGAAUCAAUUUUAGAUGUGAAAUUUGUUAGACAUGAGGAAUCAGAAGGUAGCUUUCACUUUGAUGCCCUGGUAAUGGAUAUGGCGGACCCGGGUGUUCCAGCUGAUGACAGUAUGUGUCUCAAUGGAGUUGGAACUGCAAAGCAAUAUGAUUCAGGUUCCGCAGAGAUUACAGAUUUGGGUGCUUCUCCUACCGGUGAGUGCUUACUAAUCGAUUUGGAGGUUGCUGUGAAUGAUGACAGCCCAGCCAUGGAGGGAAGCCACAAUCAGCAACCGUUAUCCAGCUUAAUAUGA